Molecule: messenger RNA, 4549 nt
Organism: Xiphophorus couchianus (Monterrey platyfish)
Lineage: Eukaryota; Metazoa; Chordata; Actinopteri; Cyprinodontiformes; Poeciliidae
Product: caveolae-associated protein 1-like
Exons: 2
Coding region: 566-1972 (468 amino acids)
Biological process (GO): transcription initiation at RNA polymerase I promoter; termination of RNA polymerase I transcription
Cellular component (GO): cytoplasm; caveola
Molecular function (GO): rRNA primary transcript binding
Source: RefSeq, a predicted model, not a curated record
UUGUCUUUUCUUCUCGCUGGUGGCUCUGGUCCAUGAUGAGUCAAGCCCUGCUUUGCCUUUGUAGAAGAAACUCUGCAGGGCAUGAAGAAAGAACAGGAAACGAGAGCAGAUGUGGCCUAACAUUCCUCCUGAGUUGUGCCCCGGCUUGUAUCCAAGCAUACUGCUGCAGCUUUGCUGGCUGUUCCUGCCAUGUCAACAGCACAAGGGCAGACCAGGAGGGUGUGUCGUUAACUCACGGAGAGGUUGAGUCUUGGGAGGAGAUAAAGGAGGAGCUUGAGCAGACGGGGGAGUCCAGUGGAAAAAGGGGCUAGAGAGAAAAUACCCUGCAGGCUGUAGUUUGAUGCUGGGGUUUUCUGCCACAACUCUUAUGUGGUGACAUCCAGCACUGCUUGUCUUCUUCUCAGACUCCGGGAACCUGUGGAACAUAGAACAGCAUUAAAACAGGCUGCAUGCAGCAGAAACAGGAGAAGUAAAGAGCAAACAAAAAAGAAGAACCUGGUGAGAGGGAAAGAAUCUAAAUAACUGAGAAAGCUUAAGCGAGUUUCAGCACCUCAAAUUAGUCAAGAUGGCAACCAUGGAAGCACUGGAAUCCUCAAGUGCCAUGCUGGAGCCUCAGACCCUGACUGAAGUCUCCGACGAUGAGCUCAAUCUGCCAGCUUCUGAUGAAGAAGAUAAUGCCCUUUCUGCCGCCAAGAAAGACCUGCAUGCCAUGGGGACAGAGGAAGAGACGAACGAAGACAAGGAUGAGGUGCAAGCAUCAGACACGCAAGUAAACGGCGUGAUGGUUCUGUCUUUGCUUGACAAGAUCAUCGGCGCAGUGGACCAGAUCCAGCAGACCCAGAGCGGGCUGGAGACCAGACAACAGGAGAUGGAGCGCACGGUGACCAGCAUCCAAGGAGAGCUGACCAAGCUGAGCAAGAACCACAGCACUACGUCCAACAGCGUCAAUAAGAUGAUGGAGAAGGUGCGCAAGGUCAGCGUCAACGUCAAGACCGUCCGAGCCACGCUGGAGAAGCAAGGCGGCCAGAUAAAGAAGCUGGAGAACAACGAGGCAGAGCUGCUGAAGAGGCGCAACUUUAAAGUCAUGGUGUACCAGGAUGAUGUGAAAGUGCCCUCAAAACUCAGCAUCUCCAAGUCUUUGAAAGUUUCUGAGUCUGUGUCAGGAAGCAGAGGAGGCAGUCUGCUGGAGCUCAAAGAGGCUGUGGAGGAACCUGGAGAAGCAGUGGAGGGUGACAAGGAGGACAAACCCCAUGUAGACCUUUCCUCAGAUGAAGAGGGGGUGGAAAUUGAAGACACCAUUGAGGAGACCCGAGCUGAACGCAUCAAGCGCACCAGUCUGCAGCGGGUGCAAACCCUGAAGACCGUCUUCUCCAAGGACAAGAUGGAUAAGACCAGAGCAAAGACCAAAGAGAACCUGGAGAAGACCAGACAAAAAACCAAGGAAAACAUUGAAAAGACAAAGCAGAAGACAAAGGAGAACCUGGAGAAGACCAGACAAAGAACGAAGGAAAAUAUUGAGAAGACAAAGCAGAAAACAAAGGAGAAUCUGGAGAAGACACGUCACAACAUCGAAAAGAAGAUGGGUAAACUUGGAACGCGCAUGAGUGUGAACCCUGAGCGAAAACAGAAGAUUAAAACAUCUGGUGACAAGAUGAAGAAGGCCUUCACACCGGACCACGUUGUUUACGCCCGCUCUAAAUCCGCCGUCUACAAGGUGCCCCCUUUCACCUUCCACGUGAAGAAGAUCCGUGAGGGUGAAGUGGAGGUGGUCCAAGGAACCGAGAUGGUGGAGGUGUCCAGGGAAGUGGAGCCAAUAGGCGGCGAGGAUGUGGAAAUAGACAACACUGAGGUGGACAUUGAGAUGGAGAUGGUGAAUGGAGGUGGGGAUGAAGAAGAGCAUGAUGAGGAUGAAGAAGAAGAGAGCCAUGAUGCCUUACAUGAGGAUGAUGACGACGAUAAAGACAGUGACUAAAUAUAGAGCAAAGAAACCUUCAUCCAUUCAGACCAAUUCUUUGUAUCUACACUGAGAUUUAGGCUUGAUUUGGAUUAAAAAGAAUAUUCAACAAUAACUGGGACAGUGAUAAUAUGCAGGUCUUAUUUUCACAGGUUUGGCCACCAUUUCUACUAAUGACAGAUGGUUUACAGUGUCUUCUGAAAACACAGAUCUAGCACUAACAGUUUGGAUGUGUCCAUCACACAUUUACUUCAGUCUUAUAUUCUAGCACUCACAAAGACCUAAAAACUGAUAACAAACAACAAACAUUCAAAGUUUUACUUUCAAUCUCCUCAGUUUGGACAUAAAUAGCUACAUGUGUUUGUGUCACCAGCUUACACCAAUUAUAGAGUAGAAAUGAUGGCCAAAACUAAACACAAGCAGAACAUCAGUCAGUCUGGAGAUCAUUACAUGAUUUCCCUUCUUUCUUCCAUUGACCAGGACAACUAGAAUUAGAAUUUUGUUAAAGCUGACGUACGUAGCUUUCAUAAAUAUUUUUUUGAUCAGUAUGUUGUGAAAAUAUAACAUGAGACCUCCUGUCUGUGGUCUAAAUGUAAUCUGCAUAAAUACACCGCUACUGAUCAGAAGCAACCAAUUGGAGCCAGGAGGAGGAGCAUAGCGCUGUCAAGUAACUCUUGUAUGCGCUGCUCAAUGUGCUAAUGGUGGAGAAACAACUUACCAUUACUGGAAAGCUGUUUAUCUGACAUCAUUGGUGGCUAUGCUAACUAACCUGAGCAUUAAAGGUGGGCUCUGGUGUGAGGAGCUCUCUGUAGCCCAGCACAGAGUAAGAGGAAAGGUGUGAGCAGCACAUACACAAACAUGGUUGACCGCACACAGACCCGCCUCCUGACUCUGAUUAAUGGUUUCUGACAAUGCAGUGUAUUUUUGCAGAUGGCAGUAGCACUGCAGGGAGGAGGCAGAAGAGCUUGAUUUUCUUCACAGAUUUUCUGUUUUAUGUUAUACUGUCACAACAUAAUGAAGGUUUUAACAAAUAUGUAAAAAAAAACAUAUUGUUUUUUUCUAAUUAUUUUGAAUAAGAAUAAAUAAUAAAAGAGGGAAGAAGACAUGUGUUUUGUUUAUAAUGAGCAGUAUCAUCAUCAGGUUUGGAGGGAGCACCAUAACAAAAAUAUACAAUGAGAUUAGUGUAAAAAAAAAUAAGAAGGAAAGAAAAAAGGUUAAAAAAAAGAAGGAAAGGAAGAUAUUAUGGUAUUAUUCAAUAUACUCUUUCACAAGAGAAACACAAAUAUAAACUCACUUUCUUAUCUAUAAUGAAAUCCCUUUCUCAUAUAAAUUCACAAAACAUUUUUCUGACAUUUUCUUUGCUGUUUAUCUAUUUAAAUCAUGAGUUAAAUAUGAUCUUCUUCUGAUUAAUCUAUCUGUUUAUAGGCACAGUGAUAUCUGCUGUCACUUCUAUCUUUUGCAGAACUCUUGCUUUUGCUUUUUAGUGUUUUCUAUAGUAUAAAACAUUUUCCAUCUUAUAUUAUUUUCCUUUCAUUCCUUCGUAGUGCUGGCAGACUUGCUCACACACACUGUGUUUUUUCAUAUGAUACUUCACUGUCAAUUUAUACAUAUAUAUCUGACCAUAUCACUGUAAUUUUCCAUAAAAAGGACAAAUUUUGCUUUUGUUUUUUUUUUCUCUCUGAAUUCACACAUACACACACACGUCCACCCACCCACCCACACACACACACACACACACACACACCAGAGCGGAACCAAACCAACAGUUGAUCCUAGUAACAGGCUGCUUUGAAGCUAAACCUAUUAUGCCUUUGUGUAAGACUGACCCCUAGUGUUGAGAAUUUUAAUUUGACUACUUUCUGCUCCAAAAUAAAUUUAAUGAGAAAUGUUAACCAAUCUGUGUUCAGAGGAUCUUAACGCAGGGUUUCCCAAGUCCAGUCCUGGGGGGGCUCCUGUCCUGCAUGCCCCUCUCUAACAUCCUGGACCAGAUGUAAAAUCCCCUCUGCAGUCUUUCAGCUCAGAGGGGCCCGAUACUGAGGACAGGAUUCAGGCACCUCUGCACUCCAGCAAUGUACAUGAAAACUGUGUUGUUAUUCUUGGCAGCAGCUGGGUAGGCUAUGGGAGGGGGUCAUAUUUUAUGAAACACAUAUUUUUCAUAACAUUAAUUUUAAACAGGACUUCUGCUUCCAAAAGUAACUGAGAUCAUAGCUUCCAGGUUAGAUUUAGCACUAUUUUCCUUGUGCUAUGUCUCCUGCAGUCUUGUGUAUAUAAUGUGACGCGUUAUCUGAGCAGAUGAUUAUUAACUUCAACAGAACCUCUCGCUGUUCAUCACAUGCACUUGUUCUGAACUCUGCAGUCAUGCUGAACUUUUGUUUUUGCACAGUGCAUCAUAUGGAAGCCACCAUAAGUAUUAUUAAACAAAGAUGAGAUAUUCAGGCCAUUUCCAUGUAUGACUGUGUUUAAUGAUCUUCCCUGUUUUAAUAUCCAACCUCUUGGAUCCAGUUUCCUGCUUUUGCUUUGUCUGUAUGUGAUUGCUGACUGGCAACACAGCUUAACCACUAACGAUUUAAUGAAUAAAACCCAAACUGAGUCACA